UCGAGACGGCUGGUCGUCCGAGGCUGCUCGGCUGUCACGUGAGACGGAAGCAGCUGAUUGAUAUGGAGGAGCGUGGCCUUCCUCUCCAGGCGUUGUCUAGCGCCAGGUGGCGCUAGAUCUCCAGUGAGCAGGCCUGAUGGAGUCACGCCUGUCAGCUGCAAGAGAGCCCCGUGACUGAAACCUGUUGGGAUGUCGGGAGGAAGAGAACAAAAGUGAGGCUCAUGACUCAUCAGAAUGGACAACAUCAAGUUAAUUGCUCUGACGAUGAGUAGACUUGAGCGACGGACCAGAAAACUCGGGGUGCUGGGGGUGUUUCUCCUGCCGCUGUGUGGAUGGGUGGGGGGGGUCUUCCGAGGUGAAGAGUCGAGGAUUCACGUCAACAAGGUUUAAUGGGCGGCCGGUAGAGCGGCAGGAGGCCACCGAGGGACAAUCGACAUGAACUCCAUCCCGUCCAUGGACAGACACAUCCAGCAGACCAAUGACCGGCUGCAGUGUAUCAAACAGCACUUACAAAAUCCCUCCAAUUUCCAAACGGCGGCGACGGAGCUGUUGGACUGGUGCGGCGACCCGCGAGCCUUCCAGCGGCCUUUUGAGCAAAGCCUGAUGGGAUGUCUGACGGUGGUGAGCCGCGUGGCGGCGCAGCAGGGCUUCGACUUGGACCUGGGCUACCGACUGCUCGCCGUAUGCGCCGCCAACCGGGACAAGUUCACGCCAAAGUCGGCAGCUCUUCUGUCGUCGUGGUGCGAAGAACUGGGACGCCUCCUCCUGCUGCGCCACCAAAAGAACCGACAGAACGAGCCUCCGGGGAAAGUGCCCAUGCAGCCCCCCAUGAGCUCCAUGAAGCCCGGCCUCUCGCACGGAGAUGGGUCUUUUCCCUACGACUCGGUUCCCUGGCAACAGAACACCAAUCAGCCUCCGGGUUCUCUGUCGGUGGUGACCACCGUCUGGGGCGUCACCAACACCUCGCAGAGCCAGGUUUUGGGCAAUCCCCUGACCAACAGCAACAAUCCCAUGAACCCGGGCGGCAACCCAAUGGCUUCGGGGAUGUCCGCCAACAAUCCUGGGAUGAACCCUUCUCACUUCAGCGGCCCUCAGCAGCAGUUCCCCAGCAAAGGCAACGCCAACCAGGCCUACAUGCAGCAGGGCAUGUACGGGCGGCCCAAUUACCCCCCAGGAGGCGGCUUUGGCGGCAACUACCCCGGAGGCCCCAACGCUGGACCCGGAGGCCUGGGCAUGCCUCCGCACUCGCGUCCUCCUUCAGACUUCACCCAACCUGCAGCGGCGGCCGCCGCCGCUGCCGCCGUCGCUGCCGCCGCCGCCACGGCGACGGCCACCGCCACCGCCACUGUCGCCGCUCUACAGGAGACUCAGAACAAGGACAUGAACCAAUACGGACCAAUGAGUUCCUCUUUCCAGAUGGGACCCAACCAGGCCUACAAUAGCCAGUUUAUGAACCAGCCGGGACCGCGCGGACCCCCGUCCCACCCUGGGAACAUGGGCUCAGGCAUGAAUGCAUCCAGCAUGAGCGGCCCCCCGAUGGCGAUGAACCAGCCCAGGGGCCAAGGCAUGGGACCCUUCGGAGGUCACGGCCAAAGGAUGCCCCAGCAAGGGUAUGCGGGACCGCGGCCUCAAGGCAUGCCUAUGCAGGGGAUGAAAAGGCCCUAUCCAGGGGAGCCGAACUACGGGGGGCAGCAGUAUGGACCAAACAGCCAGUUCCCCAGCCAGCAGGGCCAGUACCCGACACCCAAUGCUUCCAGGCCGCUGCCCUCCAGCAACUACCCCGGGCAACGGAUGCCGGGACAGCCGCUCCAGUCCCAAUAUCCACCCCCGAGUGGUCCCAUGGGCCAAUAUUAUAAGCAAGAGCCGCCUUUUAACGGCCAAACCACAAACUUUUCCGGGAGCGGUUAUCAGUACAGCCAGGGUAAUAUGAAUGGGCCAUCCAGACCGAUGGGCAACUACCCCCACUCCCCUGUACCGGGCAAUCCCACCCCUCCAAUGACCCCAGGAAGCAACAUCCCUCCGUAUUUAUCACCCAGUCAGGAUGUGAAGCCGCCCUUUCCUCCUGACAUCAAACCAAAUAUCGCCGCUCUUCCUCCACCGCCCGCCAACCACAACGAGGAGCUGCGCCUCACCUUCCCGGUGCGCGACGGCGUGGUCCUGGAGCCCUUCAGGCUGGAGCAUAACCUAGCAGUCAGCAAUCACGUCUUCCACUUACGACCCUCGGUGCACCAGACGCUUAUGUGGAGGUCGGACCUCGAGCUGCAGUUCAAGUGCUACCACCACGAGGACCGGCAGAUGAACACCAACUGGCCGGCGUCCGUGCAGGUCAGCGUCAACGCCACCCCGCUCACCAUCGAGCGCGGCGACAACAAGACCUCCCACAAGCCCUUGCACCUCAAGCACGUCUGCCAACCAGGCAGGAACACCAUCCAGAUCACCGUCACGGCCUGCUGCUGCUCGCACUUGUUCGUGCUGCAGCUGGUCCACAGGCCGUCGGUGCGUUCCGUCCUCCAAGGUUUAUUGAAGAAGAGGCUCCUACCAGCUGAGCACUGCAUCACCAAAGUCAAGAGGAACUUCAGCAGCGUGGCGUCGUCUUCGGGCAACGCGGGCCUCAACGGCGAGGACGGCGUGGAGCAGACGGCCAUCAAGGUGUCGCUCAAGUGUCCCAUCACCUUCCGGCGUAUCCAGCUGCCAGCCAGAGGCCACGACUGCAAGCACGUUCAGUGUUUCGACUUGGAAUCGUAUCUACAGCUGAACUGUGAGCGGGGCACGUGGCGAUGUCCUGUGUGCAAUAAAACGGCAUUGUUAGAAGGGCUGGAGGUGGACCAGUACAUGUGGGGGAUCUUGAACGCCAUUCAAAACUCCGAGUUGGAGGAGGUGACGAUUGACCCGACGUGCAGUUGGCGGCCGGUGGCCAUCAAGUCAGAGAUCCACAUCAAGGAGGACCCGGACGCUCCACUGGCCAAGCGCUUCAAGACCAUGAGCCCCAGCCAGAUGAUCAUGCCCAACGUGACCGACAUGAUCGCCCAGCUCGGACCCGGACCCUCGCCGUACUCCUCGCAGCAAGCCUCCAACAACGGUGAAUACGCUGCCCAAGGCAACAGUUACCACGGCAACUUUGAGUUCCCGCACGGAACGCCGGGCGCGACGUCCGUCAAUGACUUCAUGCACGGGCCCCAACUGUCGCACCCGCCCGACAUGCCCAACAACCUGAUGAGCACCGACAAGCCUCUUUCGCACGCCUUGCCUGACUCGAUACCUCACCCAUCCGUCAACGAGCCAUCUCAUAGCACGUUGCAGCAAAGCAUACACGGGUCGCCGCAUCCGGGCGGCCAAUCGGGGCAGCAACAGCAGCUCCACCACGGCGGACAGCCGCCCCCAUCGCGGCAACCCCCGCCGCCCCCUCCGUCAUCUCAGCAGCAGCAGCAACAGCAGCAGCAACAGCAGCCCGGUCCAAACAGCCACCCCCAUAGCGACCUGAGCUUCAACACCCCCAGCAGUUUGGACAGCCAAGCAGGCUCGGACAUGCCAGAACCUUCUUUAGACCUUCUUCCUGAGCUGGCCAACCCGGACGAGCUGUUGUCCUACUUGGACCCCCCGGACCUCCCCAGCAAUAGCAACGACGACCUCCUGUCGCUCUUUGAAAACAAUUGACCAGGCUGGCCAUGGACUGAAAGAAGAAAAAAAAAAAAAAAGCCCCAAAGGCUCCGUACUUGACAAAAACAACAAAGAUGCACUCCCCUUCUCUUCUUCCUCUUGUACAGUUUUGCUUCAGAAAGGACAUUAAAAAAAACAACAAAAAAAACAAAAAACACCUCAUUGGGAGGCGACUCGAACUGUGCAGCUAUUUUUGACUCGUCCACUUUGUAGCAUUCGCAUUCAUCAUCAUCAUCGGAAAUGGACACACACCUCAUUUCAAAAGCACAUCGUUCAUUUCUCCCUUCCAAAUUCAAAAAAAAUCUCCAAAAGUGAAGGGCUAAAGAUAUCUUCCGGAAAGUAUUAGCAGUGCUCCGGGUUUCAGUUUUUCAGGUUAGUCCCCACCCCACCCCGAUUUUCAGUUUUUGUAUUCAUUUCAGGUAGCCGUAAAUACAAAGGAAAGUGUCGACACAAGAUUUAAUAACUUCACAUUUUCCUGUAUUAUGGUGCUCCACAAUCUUCAAGUUGCAGCGGCCCUUAGUCUCCUCCUGGAUCACGUGAGUGUCCUUAUCGUGGAGAAGCCGGUUACAUCAGAUACUAGUUCUCGGCCAGUGUCCUUUUCUUUCUGACAAUUGACUGCUCUGGCGCGGUCCUGAAUCUCCUGUUGGAUAAGAUGCAUGGAGAAUUCGCUUUAUUAUUUUUAUUCUUUUUUUUUAAUCACGUAAACUGCCAAAUUUAUCCAGGCUCUUAAUAAUUUAACACUUACAAAAUCACUUUCUGUUGUAUUCCCUUCCAUCUAAAAUGAAUAUAAAAAUGCAUAAUUCACGGCGUAGUUGAUGAAAUGCCCAUUCCUUCUCUCUGUCAGCCUUGACGAUGAUGUGCAGUGUGCCAAGCUGAAAAUCUGCUGCUGAAAUCGCUCAGUGCACCAAUUGACUGGAUUUUUAUUUGUUUGUCUGUCUCUAGCUAAUUGAAGCAUAACACAUUUUGGUAAACUGCUCACCCAAAGUCGGAAGGGCGGGAAUGAAAUGACGAAUGUGUGCGUGCGUGCGUGUGUGUGUGUGUGCUCAAGUUGAUCCACGGCAAGGUGACUGGGAAAGGCAGUAUUUGUGCCGCUUUUCCUUGACUGUCUGUUGGAAGCGGAAGAGUGCUGUUCAAGUAUGCAAAUGUAUUUUUUUCUAAGAAAGGCUAUUGUGGCUGUAAAUUUGUUGAUUGUGGAUAUUUUUCUAUCACGUUGAUGAUGAAACAAAACAACAAAUUUGAAAGUCAUCCCUCUUGGUCCUCAAACGUUAUAUAAGUUAUUUCCUAUCUGUUUGCCCCUACAUCAACAUUAUUAUUUUUAUUUGUUUUAGCCAGCAGAAGCCUGUCAGAGAUACUGAACUGUUUUUGUUUUGUUUUUUAAUUCUUUUUUUUUAUUUUCUGGUAUUCAGUAUAAUCACAAACUACAUUGGUGUAUUAAAGAUGUCAGACAUAUAUUUGAAAGAAAUAUUUUUAAACAUCGUCCUUUAAAAAAAAACAGAUAAGAUUAUAUUAUUUCUGUCAUAAAAACAAGUUGGAGGGUGUGGCCAUAACCAUGUCAUCAUCUUGUCCCCCCUUUUUUUGUGGUAAUUUAUUUCAACGCUUAUUAAAAAAUACUUUUUCUGUAAGGGGAGAAAUCGGUUGUCUCUCACUGUGGCCUGACUUUAAUUAUUGUUUUCAUGAAGUUUCUGCGUUGCCUGUGUUUCUUUUUAAUGUAUUUUUCUUUUUUUUUAUUCUUCAUCUGUAAUUCUAGAAAUUCAAUAUCUCACUGUAGUCUGUUCAUUAUUAUUAUUAUUACUUUCACAAUUUUUGUUGCAAUAUAAAUUUCCCCUCCCCUUUUUUGGGUAAUUUAUUUUGUACUUUUUUUUUUUUUUACGUGCUUGCUGGCUUUCAAUGUAAUGUGAAUAUCAUUGUUGUUAAUACGCUGGUAUUUUAAAGAGCAUAUUUUAAAGAAAUGGUAUUGUUUAUAUUCUUUGACAUAAAAAAAAAACUUUUUUACUAUAUACAUUUCACCCCUAUUCUUUUUCUUUGUAAUUUAUUUUUUUUAACUUUUUUUAUUCUUCUGUAACACGAGAAACCAAUUGUCUCUCACUGUAGCCUCCCUACACUUUCUUUUACGAUGUCAUUUAAAUCACUUCUUCCAGUUCAACACACUGACAAAAAAAUGACGAUACACUGCCACGUUUUAUUUUUAUUUUUUUAUUCAUGUAUAUGUAUACUGUUUGAAUGGAGCCGUCGGAUGAAUUCAUGUUUAUUUCUUGCAUACAGGUGAGCCACUUUUGUGUGCCCUCAAUCUGUAGUUGCACAAUCACAUCAAAGGGUCUUGUUUUAAAAAGAAGAAUAACAAAGACAUAAAAAUGAAGCAUGGAAGGCCUGGAAAUGAUGUCCAGGGCAAAGCGAAGCCACGUGUCCUAAGGAUGUCUGUAUAUAUGUAAAUGAAUAUAGAGACAUGUGAACAGAAAUGUAUUCAUACAUCCCUGGGAAUGUGCAUUGUUUCCUCAGAAUAAUAAAAAAAGCUUGCAACCCCUCUA
Hippocampus comes (tiger tail seahorse) is the source of this 6182-nucleotide messenger RNA. Its product is annotated as zinc finger MIZ domain-containing protein 1-like. Gene Ontology annotation, cellular component: chromatin. Gene Ontology annotation, biological process: regulation of transcription by RNA polymerase II; protein sumoylation. Gene Ontology annotation, molecular function: SUMO ligase activity; zinc ion binding. The transcript is spliced from 27 exons. The coding region runs from base 436 to 3654 and encodes 1072 amino acids. The record is from RefSeq and is a predicted model, not a curated record. Lineage: Eukaryota; Metazoa; Chordata; Actinopteri; Syngnathiformes; Syngnathidae.